Arabidopsis lyrata subsp. lyrata is the source of this 972-nucleotide messenger RNA. Its product is annotated as type 1 phosphatases regulator YPI2. The record is from RefSeq and is a predicted model, not a curated record. Gene Ontology annotation, cellular component: nucleus. Gene Ontology annotation, molecular function: protein serine/threonine phosphatase inhibitor activity; protein phosphatase 1 binding. Lineage: Eukaryota; Viridiplantae; Streptophyta; Magnoliopsida; Brassicales; Brassicaceae.
CUUAGGUAAAAUUACCGCCAAUUAGACAGGUCUAGAUAGGUGUUUCAGACAUUUAAUAGUUUUUAAAAAAUUUGUCGAACUGACGUCGUUUUGAGGCUUUUAAUUUUAUCUCUUCAAAACUACGUCGUUGGAGAACGACAUGAGAAAAUGGGAAAAAAAAAUGGCUUCGAUAGAAAAUAAAAAAAUCGUCGACGAAAUUCAUCUUCUUAGAUUUUGACAUUCUCAGAGGGCGAUUUUUGACUGCUUCUCAAUAUGUGCUUCUGAUCCUCGCCGGCGAAAGUAAUUACUGCUUCUGACUCGGCGGUAUCUUCUCACGCCAUUACCGAUAUCAAAAGUUUGUCUUGAGCUAUGAGCACAGCGACCAGGCCUUCGUCUUCAGCGACAACCUCUGUCAUCUUAGAAAACCCUGUUUCUCAAUCACAGCCAACAGAGAGAUUAGUGCUUCGGUUGAACAGGAAGAAGAAGAAAGUUUCAUGGCAAGACGGGACCGUUGACAACGAGUUUAUGCAGAAGAAGAGUUCAAAGAAAUGUUGUAUCUUUCAUAAACAAAAGCCCUUUGAUGAGGAUGACAGCGAAGAAGAAGAAGAAGAAGAAGAUAACCACCAUCACCAUCACCAUGAACACUCCGAAUCUGGUGAGGCCUCGUCUUCUAACGAUUCUAAAAGCAGUUGACUAAUUCACCCGGUUUUCGCAUCACUAUAUAAUAGAAGCCUUUUAAAUGAUCUAUUCAAGAACAAUUGCAAUGUUGACAUCAACCUCCUUGAAGCUCUGUUGAAGGAAUCACAAAGUUGGUUUAGUAAGGAGAUAGUUCAGUCAUUAUAUGAACUGAAAGUUUCAUAAUGUAAUCAAAAUAUCUCAUUUAGUAUCCCAUAUAAAGAUUCAACCAACUUUACUGUUUUUUCUCAAAUGACAUGGAUCUUUGAUUGUCUUUGUUGGAUGAUAAAAUUUGACAAAGAAAAUCACUUUCAAGGA